Molecule: messenger RNA, 3931 nt
Organism: Cinara cedri
Lineage: Eukaryota; Metazoa; Arthropoda; Insecta; Hemiptera; Aphididae
Source: the annotation of a GenBank genome assembly
ACGAUUUCCAUCCUGUUAUUAUUGUUAAAUGAUAUCGGCAUAGUAAUAAUUUUGUUAUACAUAUUGUUUAAACUUUAUGGUAUUAUUUUUUCACACGGUUAAUAUUGUACAAUAUUCAAAGGAUUAUGGAGCGGCCUCGUUGUAUCAAAUAGUUAAUGAAAUUUGAAGAUUUUCUGUAAACCAUCGUAAUAAACUGAAAUUCGCAAUAAUUGGUCUGAGAAUCGUAACUAAGUAAGUAACGUAUAUAGUAGUUCCGUUGUUGCUUAUUAAUAGGACGUUUUUUAUAGUUCAGGACAUAUUUUUAAAGCCAUUAUAAUUGUUUCACUCUUAUUCCAACAACCCUCUGUUGAACAUUUAAUUCGUUUUGCCGAUUUCAAUGUUCACGGUUUCGUAAAUGUUUUUCUAUACAUGUUUUUAAUAUUAAAAAGUUCAUUAUGUCUAAAAAGAUAACUAACUCUAUUCUGAUGGGUAUCUUAAUCGAAACCAUGUAGGUACAAUUUGUACAUAUUGAGAUUGAUUGGCGUUUGUUGUAUGUACAAACAUUACAUCAGUGUUGAAUACCAAAAUCAUAUGGGUUUUCAAUGGACAGUAUUCUUCAAGGCUAUUUUUAUUUAUUUUUAAACUUUAUUUUCCUUGAUGUUUGUAUUACAUUCUAAUAGAAUAAAUAAAAUAUUCAAUUAUUAUUAAAUUAUUACCCAUGUACCUUUUGACUUUUAUUUUGAUAUGUCGAGCUUUUGGCAAAUAAGUUACUUGAGGAUUGUUAUGUACGAUUACCUACAUUUUUAACCAUGAGUAUUAAAACCAUAUUGUGAAUGGGAUUCUUAACCAUCUAGCCAAUCUUUCAAUUUGAUUUUGAACCAAUUCAUGUGUUGAUCGAAAUUUAUUAAUUGUAAUAAUAUUUUAGUUUUAUCAUAAACAAUACCUAUUGUAAAGUUAUUUAUACAAAUGACUGAAAUGAGUAAUGUUUAUAUUUUUAGUAUAUUAGUAAAUAAAUAUUUAAUUUGACUUAAUAUUGUUAUUCAUAUUUGUAUAGUUCUGUAUUAUUAGAACUAGGUAUCUAAUAUUACUUACUUAUUGUGCCAAGAAGCACAUAUCGUAAAUAUUAUUAAAAAACAAAUAUCUUUAGUUUUAAUUUAUUUUUUAAUUAAUAAAUGUUUUUAUUUUAUUUUAAUUUCAGAUGUGCUAAUCGGGGUUAACAUUGUGAAUAAUGAAACAUAAUUAGUUUUGUGAUCAAAAAUUUUCAAGUACCUACCUAUACAAUUUAUUGAUCAUGGCUGAUACAAAGAGAUCUAAUUUAUCAGCAUUGAAUGGCUUAUCAUUAAAUGCGGCCUUGAAAUCCAAUCCAACUAAAAAAUUGGUUGUAAAAAAUCUUAAACAAAAACCAAUGUUACCAGAUAAUUAUCAGGAACUAACAUGGACGAAAUUACGUGAAGCUGUUAUUGCCAUACAAACUUCAACUGCGAUUCGUUACAGUAUGGAAGAACUAUAUCAAGCUGUCGAAAAUAUGUGUAAUAAUAAUUUAGCUUCUGCAUUGUAUAGUAAUCUUAUUGAGCUUAGUGAAGCACAUGUUAAAAAAUUGUUAUUAAACUUUAAUGAAGUAACUAAUGAUAAAAUUAUAUUUUUGAAAAAAGUGAGCCAUCAUUGGUCUUCACAUUGUGAACAAAUGUUAAUGAUUCGCAGUAUAUUUCUUUAUUUAGAUCGAACUUAUGUUCUUCAAAAUCCUAAUGUUAACUCAAUCUGGGAUAUGGGUUUAAAUCUAUUUCGCCAUCAUAUUAUGUUAAAUACUAAUGUUCAGAAUCGAGCUGUUGAUGGUUUAUUAUUAUUAAUAGAAAAAGAAAGGCAAGGUGAUAUGGUAGAUAAAACAUUACUUAAAUCAUUGUUAAGAAUGCUUUCUGAUUUAAAAAUUUAUCAAGAUGCUUUUGAAGGAAAAUUUUUACAGGCAACUGAACGUCUUUAUGCUACUGAAGGUUUGCGAUUAAUGCUUGAGCUCGAAGUUUCUGAAUAUUUGUGUCAUGUUGAAAAGCGUUUAAAUGAAGAAAAUGAACGACUUAUUCAUUACUUAGAUAGUUCUACAAAAUGGUCGUUAAUACACACAGUUGAAAAACAGUUAAUAAAUGAACAUAUAAACGGUGUAUUACAAAAAGGAUUGGACCAAUUGCUCAAUGAAAAUAGGCUGGACGAUCUAAAGUUAAUGUACAACUUGUUCUCACGUGUAAAGAAAGGACUGACUGAAUUGUGUAUGCAUUUUAAUUCCUACAUAAAAAAACAUGGAAGAACUAUUGUAAUUGAUCCAGAAAAAGACAAAACAAUGGUACAGGAACUAUUAGACUUCAAGGACAAAAUGGACAUUAUUGUUUUUAAUUGUUUUCAAUCAAAUGAAAAGUUUGGAAACAGUCUUAAAGAGGCAUUUGAACAUUUUGUUAACCAAAGAACCAACAAACCCGCUGAACUUAUUGCCAAAUUUGUUGAUUCCAAACUAAAAGUAGGUAAUAAAGAAUCUACAGAGGAAGAGCUAGAAAAACUUUUAGACAAAAUUAUGGUUGUGUUCCGGUUUAUAUAUGGAAAAGAUGUUUUUGAAGCAUUUUAUAAAAAGGAUCUGGCCAAAAGGUUACUACUUGGAAAAUCUGCCAGUGUAGAUGCUGAAAAAAGUAUGUUGUCUAAAUUAAAACAAGAAUGUGGUGGAGGGUUUACAUCAAAACUCGAAGGUAUGUUUAAAGAUAUGGAAAUUAGUAAGGAUAUAAAUGUGGCUUACAGACAGUAUUUAGCGCAUGUCAAAGACUUUAAAUUGUCUGGUAUUGAUAUGACAGUUAACAUAUUGACUAUGGGGCAUUGGCCAACUUAUGCUGUAAUGGAAGUGACAAUGCCUAAUGAAAUUAUACAGUAUCAAGAAUGUUUUAAUAAGUUUUAUCUUGCUAAACAUAAUGGUAGAAAGUUACAGUGGCAGCAAACUCUAGGUCAUUGUGUUCUACGUUCUCACUUCAAGCAGGGUAAUAAAGAGCUGCAAGUUAGUUUGUUCCAAGCCAUGGUGAUGUUACUGUUUAAUGAAUAUUCAACAAUUAGUUUCAAAGAUAUAAAAACAGCGACCAACAUGGAAGAUUCAGAGUUAAGGAGAACACUUCAAUCAUUGGCGUGUGGAAAAGCAAGGGUAUUAAUAAAAGUGCCUAAAGGGCGGGAUAUAGGCGACACUGAUCAGUUUUCUGUUAAUAAUGAUUUUGGUAAUAAACUCUAUAGAAUUAAAAUCAACCAAGUACAAAUGAAAGAGACUAAUGAAGAGCAAAAAGCUACUGAAGAACGGGUGUAUCAAGAUAGGCAAUAUCAAAUGGACGCAGCCAUUGUAAGAAUAAUGAAAAUGCGCAAGUCACUCAUGCAUAACCUUUUGAUUAGUGAAUUGUUUAAUCAGCUCAAGUUUCCUGCCAAGCCUGCUGAUUUGAAAAAACGUAUUGAAUCUCUCAUUGACCGGGACUACAUGGAGAGAGACAAAGAUAAUGCUAAUCAGUAUAAUUAUAUUGCAUAAUUUAUUUUUGAUUUCGUUAUAUUGUUUUAUUAUAAAUAUCAUGUCCAUGUAUAUUUUUAAAAUGUGUACAUGUGCCUAUAACAUAUUAUUAUGUAUUUGUUUAGAGAAUAUAUGCAUACAAGAGAAUUUUCGGCAGUUUUUGAUAUCUAUAUAUUCUUUUAUAAUGUAUUGCAAUAAUAAUGUAAUAUAUAUCAAAUUACAUAUAUUGCACGGUGAAACAGUCUACUGUUAGAUCAUUGUACUUAUCUUGUUCUAUGUUAGUAAUGAAAUACAAAAAUGUUUAACCUUUAAUUUUUUUCCCUAAAUUUUAAUUUAUGAUCUAAUGUAUGUGCGUGUGACUUGGUUAAUUAAAAUUUUCUUUUUUUAUUAUUUAUAUAUAAUUAUGCCUUGUGCUAUGUGGUAAAUUGUAUUAAGGAC